Gadus chalcogrammus (walleye pollock) is the source of this 609-nucleotide messenger RNA. RefSeq names its product transmembrane protein 88 a (gene tmem88a). Gene Ontology annotation, cellular component: plasma membrane. Lineage: Eukaryota; Metazoa; Chordata; Actinopteri; Gadiformes; Gadidae. The transcript has 2 exons. The record is from RefSeq and is a predicted model, not a curated record. Gene Ontology annotation, molecular function: PDZ domain binding. The coding region runs from base 1 to 609 and encodes 202 amino acids.
AUGAGUGUGUCCGGGAACGGCACCAUGGAGAAGCCCACGGUGUCGGAGCCCACUCGCUCCGAGCCGGGCUCCCCCACCAACACCCUGGGGGGGUCGGGGGUGGUGGUGCCCCCGCCCUACUCCCGGGGGGGCGCUGAGGGGGAGGGGCUGGAGCUGCGGGGGUCCCUGGACUGCUGGGCGUGCUCCGUGCUGGUCACCGCCCAGAACCUGCUGGUCGCCGUGGUGAACGGCUGUCUGGCCGCGCUCGUGUUCGGGACCAUCCUCACGCCCUCGCUGGUCAUGGUGGUGUUCGGCUUCCUGUGCCACUCCACCGUCCAGCCCCACGGGACCUCGCUGUACUGCUCCGACCUGCUGGAGGACGGGGGCUGCGUGGCCCUGCUGGUGGUGGGCUUCCUGCUGCUGCCCCCCCUGCUGGUGCUGGCCCUGGCCGCCUACUGCCGGCUGGCCCGCCACCUGCAGCUGGGCCUCUGCUUCGUGCCCUACAGCCGCGCCGUCUACAAGAACCUGCCCGCCGCCCGGCACCGCGGCCCGGGGGCCCGCGGCUGCUGCGGGGGGGGGCCCCCGGGGGCCGUGGGGGACCGGGAGGGAAAGGGGAGCGUCUGGGUGUGA